UUAUUAAUUUUAAUAGUUAACCUGUGUUCAACGUUAAUUGUGAAUUUGUGUUAAGCGUUUACAAGACUAGUGUUUUUGACUAUUCACUUUGUAUUAUUUUUAUAAUUUUUCAAGUACUUAAAUGCACUUUUAGAUUGUUUUGUUUUUAGUAGAAUUAUAUUAAAAUUAUGGCUGUUCCGAAUGAGUUAAGUUUGGAAUCAGUCCGUGAUUUCAUGAUUAUGAACGAUGGAAAAGUUACUAAUCAUGAUCUAGUGACUCAUUUUAAAUAUUUUCUAACAAAUCCACAAAACAGAGCUGAAGCAAGGCAUAAGUUUAAAGAAAUUGUAAAUACUGUGGCUACCGUUAUUUGUGGAGAAGAUGGAGAAAAGUAUUUAAUGCUUAAACGUCGCUUUCGAGUGGCUGGUUGUAUUGGUUUAUCAUUAGAACCAUCUAUGAGCACAGCUUCUUCUUUAACUUCAUUAACUUCUUAUCCUGGAUUAUCUUCUGUGCAUCAUUCAUUAUCACAAGAUUCUCUUAUUGACCCUCCUAGAUUUCAACAAAGAUCACCAAUGGUAUCACCAUCGACUAGACAACCCCCACCUUAUCGUCCACCACCUUCUCCAAUUGCAUCGCCUAAAGAAUGUUCACCAACUAAAGAGGCAGCACCGCCUGUUCCUCCUAGGCGUAGAAGUUCUGAAAAAAUUAAAUUGAUUGAAUUGAGUGACAAUGUUAUAGUAAAUUCUAAGGAUAAUUAUAAAGAAAAUGAUCAACCUCAGCAGCCUCAGAUAAGUGUAAAAGAUCGAACACAAAAAUUCAACCGGAUAGCAUCUGAAAAUGCCUUACAUUUAGCUAGUCAAAUACCGUCGCCAAAUAAGAAGAAAAUAGAAAAGAACGAUAAAGACGAAGAAGACACUAUUUCUAUGACAUCGUUGGACCCCAAGACUAAAGAAUGGGUUGUCAAAUCAGCAAAAUGUGACUAUCAAGCUUUGGCAAAACUGGCUUCUGAAAAUUCUGGAAUUGCAAAGUUCAAGGACCCUAUCACUAGCACGGCGUUACACUGGGCUGCAAAACACGGCAACAUGGACCUGGUUAAAAUGUUGGCGGGCACAUAUAGCGUCAACGUCAACGCUAAAACGAAUGGAGGUUACACGCCGUGUCACUUGGCCCUACAGUUCGGACACGAAGAGAUCUACAAGAUACUGAUCGAAUCGUACGGAGCCGACCCGAACGUGCGGGACUACAGCGGACGCAAACCCAGACAGUACCAGACGAACCAAGACACGAGCCUGUCGGCGGACACAUAUCGCAAACUAAACGCCCGAAAACACAAACACACGGAAAAGGAUCUAAGAUUCCUGCGGAUCGGGUCCCUGAACGUACGCGUUAAACGGACCACGGAGGCGUUCAGCAACUUCCUGGGCGUCGGACACAACGCAGAGAAGAUUCACAAGACUUGGGGUUCUGCCGACAACAUACAACAGAACGACGCCAAGAGAAUGCCCCCUCCGAAAAGCGUUACGAUUAAGAAGAGGAAGUCCAAACGGCCGCAAGACUUUUUGAGGAGGGCCUCGGCUCCGGCCGACCGGUCCCCAGACAAGAGGAAAUCCGCUGAAAUCGUCGUCACCGGCGACUCGGACUCGGACACGGCUUGCGGAUUCGGCACGAAUUGGCAACCGUCUUGACCGACGAGUCGUGUAGGAGGAUAUCACUGGCGUGUACACCCCGUGACGGUCGUAGCUUCGCUGUUUGUAUUUUUCCAGACGCUUUUCUGCAAUAUUAUUAUAAUUCUCUGCAGCCAAACGUUCUCGCUCGACGAUUGCAUCGACAACAGCGACCGCCGUCUCGUCGGCACCAUUAUAAAUUAAUUAUCGCGAUCAAUGUCGCACUACAAGUAUUAUUAGCAAUAAGUAACGAUCGUCCGUGUACUGUAGAUAACAUUAUUAUUACUGUUGAUUUUUAUGUCGUCGGUCAGAGGACGUUUUAUUUUUAUUUUUUAAGUUUAUUUUAAUUUUAUUUUUUGUGCGCCAACGCUUUUUAUCAUUUUGUUUUUUUGUUUUACUAUACUAUAUUGUGUACAACUGACGUAUAACUCGUCUGUAUAAUAAUUAAUAUAUACCUAUAUUGUGACUUAAUCAGCCGAAUCGAAUACAGUAUUGCGUAUUCAGUUCGGCGGACACUUUUAUGUUUUUUGAACCACUAUUACUUUACCGAUAUCAUUAUCGUGACCAUAAAUGUGUUUGAUUUUACAUGCCGUUUAAUGUUUAUUAUAAUAUUGGUGUUGAAUUGUACUUAUAUAAUAUUAAAUCUUUAUUUUUUAUUUUAUUUUA
Melanaphis sacchari is the source of this 2306-nucleotide messenger RNA. It is a transcript of the gene sowah, whose product is annotated as ankyrin repeat domain-containing protein SOWAHB. Gene Ontology annotation, molecular function: protein binding. The record is from RefSeq and is a predicted model, not a curated record. The transcript has 16 exons. NCBI's taxonomy places the organism in Eukaryota, Metazoa, Arthropoda, Insecta, Hemiptera, Aphididae. The coding region runs from base 168 to 1661 and encodes 497 amino acids.